AGAGAGUUUUGCCAAUUCGCUGCCAAUUAAAACUAUUUACGGUGCCGAACAUAUAAAAUUGUGCAAGUCUAUUGACUUUUAACUUAAUUUAACUGCAUUAAAACAAAAUAUAUUGAUAAGUUUGCAAUCAUAUAACAGUUAAAUUCUGCAGCUUUAAUCAAAAACUCUCUAAAUUACUACCAAAAAAUUGGUACACUGAGAUAUUUGGCAAAACUUAUGUCCUUGAAAUUAAACUAAAGCAAGUGAAGUUGGCGAAAUGUAAUGAAGGUUUGGACGACUUGUGCAUUAAUUUAUAUGUUGUUUUGUCCAAAAUAAAAGUAAUUCACCUUACCUUAAAUUGCUGCACAUAAGUGAACUCAAACAUCUGAAUGUGUUGGAAAAGAGAAAUCGGUAAUUUUUCGUGUGUGCAAUAAAAUUGUAUCGUAAUUAUCAACUAUAUGUAUCCUAAAACCAAUGAGUUUGAAUUUUCAAAACUUACAACGUUAUAAUAUUAGUAUCGAACAUCAACAGAAUUAAAUAAAGUUUAUUUAAAAGAAAUCCAAUUUUCCAUAAAUACGCCAUCUAAGUUCAUAUACAUAUAUCGGUGUUUGCACAUAUGUACUUACAUAAGUAUUAGGGUUAACAUUCAAUGGAAUUAUACCGUAUAAUUGCAAAACACGUUAAUUGCAUCCUCGGCACUUUACUGCAACAAAAUGGCAAAAAAUGUGAAAUGUCGUCGGCGUAUAGUGCAUUGAUUAUAUUGAUAACGGAGCCAGCUCUCCGAAUGUAAAUAAUAAAUAUAUUAACCGCAUAUUUCGUUUGUUUCGCGUUUAAUAUGCAAAAAUACAAUACUCCAAUUGGUUUGCUUUAAAAUUCAAAAGUGGCAGCUCUGAGAUUUUCUCUGAGUAAUUGGUAGUGGGAAAAGAGAAAUUUUAUGUUGUAUUCAGUGGCGGCUUUUGAACCUGAAUAUUCUACUGAGCCUGAAUAACUGCUCUAUUCAUACAUUCACAAAUUAAUGGGAGGCGAACAUUACGUGAGUUUGUGAUUGGUUCAUUUGAUCUAUUAAAUAUAAAAUAAUUUUCAAAAGAUUAUCAAAUAAUUAAAGUGAUUCGUAUUUUAUAAAAGUGUACUGUGUAUUUGUGGUUUCAAAUGAAAAUUCAGACUAAAGUUUCUGUCCAGUAAGUUAAACUUAAACAAUGAACGCGAAGAGUGGAAUCGCAAACACACACAUUCAGAAUUAAUUAAGACGAAAAGUGAAAAAUAUCCACAACCACAUAGUUAUGCGAAUUAAAUGUAAAUUGAAAUUGGAAUAAAUUGUGGUACUCGGAUUCGCAAAUAAUACUGAAAUAUUAAAAAUGAAUAAAUUGGUCACUGGGCCAAGGCCCAACUCAGUUAAAAUUCAAUGGUUUUGCAAUGAUUUAUUGUCAGAGUUAAAUUAUACCUCGAAAUAUUUGAAAUAUUGUCAAUACAUUUAUGUGGAUGAGGGAACGUUGCAUUGUGGGAACCCGCAGCAAGCAACCACCCUCACUUCUUGGACUGCAUGGAAUCAAUGAGACGCAGUGAGGUGAACGUUAGCCACCACCCGAAUAAGGUGGCCAAUAAUAAAAGCAUAGUUACGGAUAGUAAUAAACACAAGUUGGUAGGAAGCACAAGUAAUACUUUGGUUUCACCUGCCUCAGAUUUAAAUAAAAAAUUGUCAUCGUCUUCGCACAAGCAUCAUUACCAAAAUUAUACAAAACACAACUCAAAUAAAAAGGUGGCAAGUUCAAAACAUUUUGCACAAUCGAAAUCGCAUUCAACACAGUCCAGUGGAGGUGGUAGCGUAAGCAAUAGAAGGGCUAGUUUCCCAAAACCAUCUGGGAAAGGAGUAAUUGUAAAUGCAGUAGCUAGGAAUAGCCCUGUAGUACAAGAAGCAAAUUGUCAGCCAUCGUCAAUUUCUAGCGAAUCAAAGGAUACAAAUUUUGAGUACGAAGACGAAUGGGAUAUUGGUGGAAUACCUGAGUUGCUGGAUGAUCUAGAUGCUGAUAUUGAAAAAUCGUCGACGGCAGCACAAAAUUUAACAAAAACUUACAGUUCUGGUGGUGGCAUCAAUGAGCUUGGAAUAAUAUCAUCCAAUAUAAAAUCGACAUCAAAGUCGUCUUCAGCAAAUAAAGCUAGUUUAAAAUCAGAAAAAGGCAAAUAUGCAAACUUGCCAUUGUCAAGGUCGUUGAACACAGCAAUAACAGCAACAUCAAAUGCGACUGCUACGAAUUUUCCAGUUAAAAGUUCUAAAAGAGUUGCAAGUCCCAACAACUACAGCACAAUCCCAGGUAAACGUUCAGACUUAGCCGUUAGCAAGAACAGUAAUAGUUCCCAACAAUUAAAGAAUUUCGAAAGCAAGUAUCAACAAUCACGCGAACAUAUAAAUUACAAAAGUCAACAGUCCACAUUUGAAGAGCAAAAGGCGGAUGGUGGCUUUAGCAAAAAAAUUGGUUCUAUUGCGUCUAAAUCAUUACAAUCGUCUUCCCCAUCAUAUCCAUUAUCGUCUUCUGUAUCUCUUCACGCCACACCUGCUACCUGCGCAAGUGAGGGUAGCCAAAAGACUAAUACAUUAGCUGUAUCGACCUUUGCUGGAUUUUCGAAAGGCGGUAAUCUUGUGUCGUCAUAUAAAAAUUCCCAAAUACCCAAAAAUUUAGUUGGCGGUUCUUCGCUUCUACUUUCGGCAUUAAAAAACGAUUCACUAUCGAGUUCAUCAAAUCAUUCUGCAAGCGGCAUGUCAUCGCAAUCCAGUGGUAGCAGCAGUAAUAACAGUAGUGCGGGCGGUGGAUCUGGCGGUGGUCAGGGUGGAGCCCAAGGCAUUGGCGGUUCCGGUAGUGGUAAAUCGAACUCAAAAAUGUCCAUUGAUCAUCAAGCGACACUUGACAAGGGACUUAAAAUGAAAAUAAAGCGUACCAAGCCGGGAACCAAAACGUCAGAAGCCAAGCAUGAAAUUGUCAAAGCCACAGAACAACAACAACAGAAUGGUUCCUUAGGUGUCAAUAAUCCAGGUAACUUGGAUGAUAAUAACAGCGUCAAUACUAGUUCGCAUUCCUCAUCUUCAUCAGGUGGUGGUAGUAACUCAAGCGGCUCAUCACAAAAUACAGGUAGUGGCAGCGGUUCGGGAUCAAAUUUAACCAAUAUAAGCGGCAGCAAUAAAAAGCAUCUAAGUAAUAUUUCCAGUAGUAAUAGUAGUAGUCAAGGCAAUAGCCACAACAGUAUGAACAGUAAUAAUUCGAACUCUGGUGGCGGUUCUACCGGUUCCGGUAGCAGCGGUCAGGGUACUCCUCAAAGCAACAAGCGUGGUAGUUCAGGUCACCGGCGGGAAAAAGCUAAAGAGAAAACCACACAUUCCAAUCGUUUAAUAGCGGAUAAAAACGCUUCCACUUCGGCUGAAAAAGAUGGUCUCACCAAUGUCAAUGACAAAGGCAUCGCAUGUCAUUGCAAUAUUGACACCACAAAUGGAGCUGCGACUAGUGCUUGCACCAACCACUCGUGUUCACGCCGCUCAGAAAGUGCUAAUAGUUCAUCAAUUAGCGUUUUGUCCCAACGCAUGGGCAACAAUACAGCCAAUAAUAAUGUUAAUAGUGGUUCUGUGCCACCAGGCGUAUUUACACCAUCAGUGGGCUCAGCCGCUGGUGUAGUAACUGCUGCAGCUACAGCGGCCACACUACUAGCAGCCACAUCGGCUGCCACGACUACUACACCACAAUCAAUGGGUAGUAAUAGUACACCAAAUGCACCCGGUCCACCGGGUAAGGAUGCAACUAAUUGCGGCAACAUUAAAAUCUCCUCACACAUUGCUGCGCAAUUAGCUGCAGCAGCAGCUUCCACCACCUUUAGUAAUAGUGCAACAAAUUCGUCUGCGAAUAAUCUGAGCGGAAAUAAUGAUAGUAAGUCAAACACUUCAAUUGUUCCUGUCGCGCAAGCAAAACUUAUGGCUCCCGGUAUGAUCUCAGCGACUGUACACCACACUAUUUCAGUUCCCGCGAAUUCCUCUUCCAGUACAACAACACAAUCGUCCAGCAAUAACGGCCCAAACAGUAGCAAUGCUGGAGAUGAUGGUAUCAAGUCACCACCCGCCAAGCGGGCAAAACAUGGUGAUCCUUCCUCGAAUGCAGCAUCGAGUACUUUAGCCAAAGAAAUGGUUGAUAUUUGUAUUGGUACCUCAGUAGGAACUAUAACGGAGCCAGAUUGUUUGGGUCCCUGCGAGCCGGGAACUUCUGUAACGCUUGAGGGCAUUGUUUGGCAUGAGACAGAGGGCGGUGUGCUUGUGGUGAAUGUAACAUGGCGCGGCAAAACUUACGUUGGCACAUUACUGGAUUGCACACGUCAUGAUUGGGCACCACCCAGAUUCUGUGAUUCACCAACCGAGGAAUUGGACUCCCGAACACCCAAAGGUCGUGGAAAACGAGGACGAAGUGCAGCGCUAACACCAGAUUUGAGUAAUUUCACCGAAACAAGAAGCUCGAUAUAUUUUUCACAUGCGCAGGUGCAUUCGAAGUUGCGUAAUGGUACAACGAAAGGUGGCCGCGGUGCAUCACGUACUUCAAUUAGUGCAACUAGCACAUCAAAUACCACAACGACAACAAGUAGCUCUUCGUCGGGGAAUGGUGGUGGAGCCACACCGAGCACAUCGCCAACAGCAUUUUUACCUCCACGUUCUGAGAAGAGAAAAUCGAAAGAUGACUCACCGUCGCCCAUUAAUGGCGACACCGAGUGUACUGCAAAUGUAGCAAACGCUAGCGGUAUACCGAUAUCGGCGAGUGGAGGUGGUCUUGCUACGCAGCCUCAAAGUCUUGUCAAUCCUGUGACUGGCCUUAAUGUACAAAUAAGCACGAAGAAAUGUAAGACUGCCUCACCGUGCGCCAUAUCGCCGGUGUUACUAGAGUGCCCGGAGCAGGAUUGCAGUAAAAAAUAUAAGCACGCCAACGGACUGCGCUACCAUCAAUCUCAUGCACAUGGUAGCUCAUGUUCCAUAGACGAAGAUUCCUUACAAUUGCCUGAUGAGCCACCCACACCAACCUCAUCACCGGUGCCGUCGGCACAAAACAACCGUGGUACAACGCCAACUCCUGCAGAAAGCUCGACAUUGGCAACUGGUGCUAUGGUGAUAACAUCACCGGUAACACCGCCAAUUAAUGCAGCUCCAAUGCCAACGGCAUCCUCUACUGAAGCACCAACGCAACCAGCUGCUAUUUUGCCACCUUCGACGCAACCCACAGUCACCGAUGGUGUCGGGGAGCCAGAACCUGUGAUUGGUGCUGCCACCACACCCACACCCGGCACACAAACUAUUUCUGUUGCGUCGCUGACUGCAUCUACUCCAUUGUCUACUGCGUCAUCUAGUUUAUUGAGUGCGUCUCUUGGCGCUGGUGGCAGCGCUGGUGUUGGUGGUGUUCUAGCAGCCUCUACCGCACAAGCGCUAAUGCCACAAACACAACAGCAGCAACCACAUCCUGUUGCCGGUGGCAGCAUAACAACGGGCAUUUCGGGACAAGUUCUUUGCCAGCAACAACAACAGCAAACGCUUGGUAUGCCAAAUGCUGGCAAUCCACCUGCAUUACUUUCAGAAACAUCUCCGGCAUCGGCACUUGCCCAACAGGGUGGACUAAAACCGGGUGUAUUGAGAUUUGGUCCUCAAAGCGAUGCAUCCAAUUCGGGUGCCCCACCGUCAAUAUUAGCAUUGCAACAACAAGCAACGCAAGGAGUAAACCCGCAGCAGAGUGCUAUGUCAGGACAGAGUCCUCAACGGGCACCACCGCCACAAUUAUCAGCGAAUUUGGAAAGUGUACAACAACACCCAUCGGCAAUAAGUACUUAUACCAGCUCGCCGGUGCCCAGUGGACAAAAUUUACAAGGCAUUUCAUUAACCACGAAAGGCACAUCUGGCUUUGCAGCGGUGAAGCAAAAGAAAUGUCGAAAGUCGCCCGGACCUGUAGAGUACGACGGUGUUGUAACACGGGAUAAUGUACAGAGUCCUGCCUACAGUGACAUUUCGGAUGAUUCCACACCAGUGGGCGAACAGGAUAUUUUAGAUAAGUCACAACCUAAACUCAUGGACUUACCAAACAAGAAACCAACUGAUUUGGGUUCUGUGGGCUUGGGAAGUGGUGCGCCGGGUAUACCACCUUUAGGCGGCUACGGCAUGUAUCAGUUUUAUCAGCAGCAGCAAUAUUUGGUGCCUCCCACUUCUUCCGAUCAGCAAUCGUCACAGGCAGCCAAUAAGGGUUUGUUGCCCUCAGCUCUAGUACAGCCAACGUUAACGCUUCCACCAUCACAGCAACAACAACAGGGUGCAAUACAAUCGUCUCAUUUAAUGCAACAACAGUCCCAUCAACAACAACAGCAAUCGCCACAUUUGUCCGACUACAGUAACAAAAGUAAAGAUCCGCCACUAGAUUUAAUGACGAAAUCAUCGCAACAGCAGCAGCAGCAACAACAGCAACAAGCUGUUAGUCUUCAGCAACAAUUGCAGUCGCAAGAUGGCAGUGGUAAUCAAAAAGAUAACCCCACGGGCCAACCACCACAGUCUUCGGUAAAUUUAAGCAAUAUCGGUCCGCCGAAUAAUGGCUUACCACCAGGCAUGGGCUCCAUGUCAUCGUUGGGACCAUCAGGUGUGGGACCGGGCGGGUUGCCAGCACCUACACCCGCCAAAUCCCUAUCACAUUUUUACCCCUUCAAUUACAUGGCUGCCGGUUAUCCUUAUAAUGUAGAACCGAAUUAUGGACCUGUAUCGAUUGUAUCGUCACAAGAUGAUCCUGUAAAAUUGAGCGCCCACGGUGGUUUACCCACGUCACAGUCGCAAAGCAAUGCACCUCCACAUCCAAAUUCCGGUGUCAUUAAGGAUGAACGCCUCAAGGAAAGUCCUAGUCCGCAUGAAAUAUCCAAGCCAACACCUCAGCAGCAACAAUUGGUUUCGACCAAACACAUCAAAAGCGAGCCGAUGACAAAACAGGAGAUAAAGCAAGAGCACAAUCCGCCUCCUCAGUCUCAACAACAACAGCAACAACCGCCACAGCAGCAGCAACAACAGCCGCAACAACCACACGCACUGCAUCCGAAAGAUUUGCAAAGCUUGGGUACAUAUCCGAAUAUAUAUCAGCGUCAUCCAAUGACCUUGGCCGCACAGCAGCACUUGUCACGUGAGGAGGAAUUUAGAAGGUACUAUAUACUCUCGGACGAGCAACAACGUCGCCAAAAUACAGUCGCAGCUCUACGAGCGCAAAAUCCCUCCAACAGCGUACCGCAUGGCUCGUUGCAAGCACAAGUCAUGGGACAGCAUAAGGACGACACAGGCCCAUCAGCACAGCACCAACAGCAGAUGGCAAUGGCACAGCAACAGCAGCAGCAGCAGCAACAACAGCAACAACAACAGCAGCAGCAACAACAUCAGCAGUCGCAAAAAAGUAAAUCACAAAGUUGCUCGAGCAGUAGCGGCGGCAAUUCCGGCAGUGGUAAAGCAACAAAUCUCACCAAGGAGAGCUCCAAGCAAAAGCAACAAGAAGAAGAAGUCAAAGUUAAACAGGAGGGACAGAAACCCACAAUGGAGACACAAGGACCACCGCCGCCACCAACAUCACAAUACUUCCUGCAUCCAUCAUACAUAGCGCCAGCACCGUUCAGCUUCGAUCCCAACCAUCCUAUGUAUCGUAAUGUCUUGAUGUCUGCCGCCGGCCCUUACAAUGCGGCGCCGUAUCAUUUACCCAUGCCGAGAUAUCAUGCGCCUGAGGAUCUGUCACGCAACACCGGCACAAAGGCACUCGACGCGCUACACCACGCCGCUAGCCAGUAUUACACUACGCACAAAAUACACGAGCUGAGUGAGCGUGCACUGAAAUCACCGACGAGCGGCGGUGGUGGUGGUGGUGGCAGUGGCGGUCCGGGUGGCGCGGUCAAAGUCAGCGUAUCUAGUCCGAAUGUGGGUAUGCAACAGCAGGGUGUUAGUGGCGGUGGCGUAACUGGGCCAGGCAGUGGUCCGAAUACGGUACAAAAUGCACCCAACAGCGGCGGUCAUUUGCCGCCAACAAAUCAGUCGUCUGUGGGUGGCGGCAUGCCAUUAAAUCUGCAACCGCCACCGACCGGCAUGAGUGGCCCGCCAAAUAAGUCUGAUGUGCUGGGACAAAAGGUGUUGAGCGGUGGACCAGGCGGUCCGGGUGGCAGCUUGGCGGGCGGACCACUAAAUAUAGAUGCACACAAGCAGCAGGGUGGUCCCAGCGGGCCGAAUAGUGGCGGCGGUAUUGGCGGUGCUCCUGCCGGUGGUAAUAGCAACCCGGCAGAUUCACGUAGUCCGCCGCCACAACGACAUGUGCACACACACCACCACACUCAUGUGGGGUUAGGUUACCCCAUGUACACGGCACCCUAUGGUGCUGCAGUAUUGGCAAGUCAGCAAGCUGCUGCCGUAGCUGUGAUAAAUCCUUUUCCUCCCGGACCAAACAAAUGAGAAACACAGAACGAAAAGAAUCCAUAUAACAUGAAGACAUAAUGCAUUUGUCUUGCUAAACAAAUACCCGCAUUUAUUGGCAAACACGUUGGCUAUGAUGAAUUCGUGAUAUUGCAUGCGUUCAUCGCAGUUGCAGUUGUGAAGCAAAAAACUUAAAACAAUUAUAAAUCAAUCAAAAUUGUAUAAGGUCUAACUACUAACGAGUAACGAGUGCGGGUUGGAGUAUAUGAAACGUAUAUGGAUUAUUGGUUUAAAAACCAAAACAGGCGAAAACAUGUGAGGACUAACGUAAAGGAAUACUUAUGUAUUUUAAGCAUUUAAAGCAACCACAAAAUCAAUAAUUUUGACAUUUGUUUAUUAUUUUAAUGGAUCUGACUAAUUACUUACUGACUAACAGUAUAGACAAGUAGGCAGUAAUGUUUAUAGCAGAACAAGGGGUGCACGGCUGACAAUUAGCUAUAGAGCGUUAGAGAAAGCAGAGAGGGUGUGAGAGAGUGUGUGCGUAAGCAAUGUCGUGCACAUGAAAAGGAGAAUAAUUCGUUAACUAAUUUGGAAAAGAGUUUUAGAAAUUAAUAAGUUACAUUACCAACUUUAAUUGUAAUACGCUGCACUAAACUAUUUAAUUAUAACGUAAAGAAAAACAAAACAAACAAAAAAAAACAAAAACACACUAUUAUAGAAAAGUUAAAAAUAAAUGGUUAGAUUUAUUACAGAUAAGGUAGUAUAUAUAUGUGCGAUAAAUCACUGUAACCGAGAACUUGAUAAUUAGAAUUUAGUAAAACCACAGAAAUAUAACUAUAUAUACAUGGAAAUAUAUAUACAUAUAUAUAUGUAUAUAUAGCAAUAUAUACUAUAUAUAUAACAGUAGUUUUCUAAAGCAAUGCACGCGAACAAUACCAUUUGUAGUUAAAUUAUUUCACAAACUUGUAGCUUAAGCCAGCUGAUAAGAACUGUUGGAAAAAAAGCAGUAAACACAAAACAAACAAAAAUUAUAAUAAUCAAAAUACAGUUCAAGCAGUAAUGUAACACACUCGCA
Bactrocera tryoni is the source of this 9476-nucleotide messenger RNA. Its product is annotated as serine-rich adhesin for platelets. Bases 1520 to 8440 code for a protein of 2306 amino acids. Gene Ontology annotation, biological process: regulation of transcription by RNA polymerase II. Lineage: Eukaryota; Metazoa; Arthropoda; Insecta; Diptera; Tephritidae. The record is from RefSeq and is a predicted model, not a curated record. The transcript has 13 exons. Gene Ontology annotation, cellular component: nucleus.